GUUACUGUAAUGCCCAUGUUGUAUGUAUGAACAUGUUGGAGGCAUGUGAGGGUAAGACUUUGGUGUUGGGGGAUGGAAACUUCUCCUUCUCCCGAGCGCUGGCACAGAGGAUGGUGAACCCUGACCAGCUGACUGCCACAACUCUGGGUAGGGAGGAAGACGCACUGAGGACACACUCAGAUGCUGGGAAUAACAUUCAGGCUCUCCAGGACAAAGGUGCUGUAAUCAUUUUUGGAGUAGAUGCCACAGACUUGAACGCAUGUCUGGGACUCCGAGGCCAGACUUUUGAUCACGUCAUCUUUAACUUCCCUCACGUGGGAAGGAAGACACCCAUCAAACGCAACAGGGAACUGCUCAGGAAGGUCUUCACAAGCUGUACAGAGCUCCUGUCUGCUGAAGGUAAGUUGUACGUGACCCUGUGUCAGGGUCAAGGUGGAACACCUGCCGACCAACCACAGAGAGCGUGGCAUAACUCCUGGCAGGCGGUUGCCAUGGCAGCGGAGGCGGGGCUUAUCCUGGGAGAGGUGGUGCCAUUUUGUGCUGAAGACUGGGAAGUGUACAUGCCGUCUGGGUACAGGAGCAGAGAUAAGGCUUUCCACACAGAGGGUGCGCUAACCCACAUCUUCGCACAGAGCUGCCCCCUGGCACCUGUGACACAAACUGCACCCACACUGUUAGCCAGAGUGGAAGGCAGAGACAGGCUAUUCUCUAAACCUGCUGGAAUAAGGCAUAAGAUUGGCAGAAACCUACAUCAGAAGGAGGACCAUCCUGUUGCCAUGGUAACCAAACAACUGUUAAGUCUUCUUGAAGAAACUUUUGGUGUUGAUCAUCUGAAGACGGAAGACUUUUCUAUCGUCUGUUCCUCGGCUGAUGUUGACAUGGCUGAUGCACUAAGCGAUGGUCAGGUGAAGACAAGACUGAUCCAGGUGAAAGAGGAUGGUACAGAAGAAACAUCAGCUGACCACACCUGCUGGUACCUGCGGCCCAGUCUGACAACACACCUGUCCACAAUCCUACAGACAUCACUACAGCCUGGGCUCAUGCAUGUACUCACUGGUGAGGUGUUCUCUCACUGUGCCAUCUCUACUCACACCUGUCCUGUGCAGUACCAGCUUUUGGGAAUACUCAUUCUUCCUGAACACACUGGAGACAGUAGUGAUAGCAGGGAACUAGCAACAGUGGAUAACUCAUGUCAAGUACACCCGAGUACCAUACCUGGUAUGCUCUGUACUGAACCAACUACAAACUUACAACAAGGCCCAGGGAUUGGAAUCAAAACCCAAGCUGCCUCCAACCCACUAAAGAGAUCUGACUGUCUCUCUUCUCUACUUGGUCUAGAUUUAAGGACAAAGGGCACAUUUAUAGACAUGAAGGAUUCUUUGAGUGACGUGUGUUCCUUUGUAAGUUGUGUUGAGCAGAUAGUGUCUUCCAUUGUACAGUUGGAUCUUGCUCCAUCCCUGUCCUCCAAUAGGCAGUCUGUUAAUUUAUUGGCUGCUAGCAGUACAGACAAAAGCACUCAUGUCCCAACAGGUCAAGUGUUUGUUCUGAACCAGGGUAUUUUACCAGGCUGUAGGAUACCUGGGCACAGAGUUUUGUGCUUCACACUGAACUUAGACAGGUUAGCACUGCUGAAAUUCAGCAUUCCUGACGUCAGGUUGCUGUGGACUGAAGACAAGCGUUUCUACGAACAAUUCAGAGUUCAAUCCCACCCAGCCACACCUUCUGUAACAUACCUUGAGUUCAGCAAGUUCCCGCCCUCCUACAGCUACGACAUCAGUUUUUGGGAAAACCCCAAUGCAGACUUCUGUGAGGAUGAUUUCAUGAUGUUACUACGUGAUGUGAGCCAUGAUGUUGUGACAGAGGCGACUGUUAUUGACUGUUACACUCAGCCAGACACGGGGAGAAAGAGUAGGUGUUACAGACUGACUUUCCAGGCUCCUGACAGGGCCUUGAGCUCUUGUCAUGUUAAACAGAUCAUGGCAGAUCUAGGGAAAAGACUUGGGCAAGAUUUGGGUUUACAAGUCAGAUAGUGUUGUAUAGUAGUAUGAAGCCUCUACCAAGCUUCAGGGGUGCCUGAAAAUGACAACUAGACAGAUAUCAUACAAAAGGGAGUUGGUCUGCUAAAGAAGUACUGGUUGUCGCUUCUUUAGCGGACUUACUUCCCUGGCUUGUUAUCUAAUUGGCCAAUUUCUACAAUUACUGUCUCUUGAAUAUAUGUAUUGAAUAGCAGAAAAAUGUGUACAUAUUAAGGAGUUACCAUGCACUUAAAG
Molecule: messenger RNA, 2270 nt
Organism: Branchiostoma belcheri (Belcher's lancelet)
Lineage: Eukaryota; Metazoa; Chordata; Leptocardii; Amphioxiformes; Branchiostomatidae
Product: ferredoxin-fold anticodon-binding domain-containing protein 1-like
Exons: 7
Coding region: 27-2030 (667 amino acids)
Biological process (GO): rRNA base methylation
Cellular component (GO): cytoplasm
Molecular function (GO): rRNA (uridine-N3-)-methyltransferase activity
Source: RefSeq, a predicted model, not a curated record